AUGCAACAAGACCGAGGAAAAGAAAGAGAGGGGGGUAAAAAAAAGCUCCCAAUGCCCAAUCAAUGGCAAGACGAAGUGAUUUCCUUGCCUCUCGGAUUCCUCUCGGCAGCGUGGAAAAGGAGCCCCUGGAAAGCAACUUCAACUCAUCCAGGCUCCCGUGCAGAACACUCCGGUUCCAACAAGUCAGCCGAUCCCCGGGUUCAGCCGGCUAGUGCAUCUUGCAGCUGGGGCGCCGUAACCUCACAAAUCCCUGCAUCUCUCUUUAUUCCCUUCUGCAGCGGCUCCGAGACUCCGGCGGUGUUUACUCCUGCGCUCGCGGGGCCGGCCCCCGGGACGCGCGGCGGCCCGGCUGGAGAAGACUGGAGGCGGCGGCGGCGGCGCUGGGUGACGGCGGCGGCGCGUCCUCCCCGCGGGCAGUGCCGGCCCCGAGCGGCGCUUCCCAGGCCCCCGCGCGAUCGCUGCCGACCGCCGCGUUCGGUCGCCGAAUGUUACCCGGUUCUGAAUGUUACACUUACACAUUCCAUUCCCGACACGACAGCGCUGACCUCAUCCAUCCACGCAGCCCGCGCUGCCAUUGGCCAAGCGUCACGUCCGGGGGGGGCGGUGCUUCCGCUGCGCCCAUUCAUAACCCCCGGCCACCGGCAGAGGCGCCGGCGCGGCGCUGGGGGUGCGGGCGGCGCGGGGACCCCGGGGCGCCUCGGCCGGGCGCCCGCGGGCAGAGCGCGGGGCUGCCCCGAGAGAGUCCCGCGGCCCUUCGGCGCGCCGGGAUCCGGACCCCAGCCUGGGCCGCACCACCUGCAGCCGCCGCGCCGGGAAACCAGCGCCUCCCAGAGGCGCCUGCGGGCGCGCUGA
Molecule: messenger RNA, 852 nt
Organism: Rangifer tarandus platyrhynchus (Svalbard reindeer)
Lineage: Eukaryota; Metazoa; Chordata; Mammalia; Artiodactyla; Cervidae
Source: the annotation of a GenBank genome assembly